CACCCAGGCCAUACUCACCCUACUACUCAGCCUUCUUCUUCGCUCUCUCGCUCUGACUGCCGCCGCCGUGCGUUCGUCUCUCUCUGGCGUUGACUUUUUUUUUUUUGCCUGUGAAAGAGUAACGCAAUGGAACAACCACCCACCGAAGCCGUCGAAUCGUUGUCCGUCUCCGACCCUCAGAUCCCCCAAUCAUCCAAUCCCAGUCCAACUCAUCUUUUGACUCCGGAAGAGAAAUUUCAAAUUGUGAGAAGCGUCGGAGAAGAAUGCAUUCAGGAAGACGAACUCCUUAACCUCCUCACCAAAAAACCCGAACCAGUUUGCUACGAUGGCUUCGAACCCUCCGGACGAAUGCACAUUGCUCAGGGUGUUAUGAAGACAAUCAAUGUGAACAAGCUAACUUCUGCCGGUUGCAUCGUCAAAAUAUGGAUUGCUGAUUGGUUUGCCAAGCUCAACAACAAGAUGGGAGGAGAUUUGAAGAAAAUUGAGACCGUGGGCCGUUACUUGAUCGAGAUUUGGAAGGCUGUUGGGAUGGAUCUGGAGAGUGGGAAAGUUGAGUUUCUGUGGUCCUCCAAAGAGAUUAACGCCAGAGCUGAUGAGUACUGGCCUCUUGUGUUGGAUAUAGCUCAGAAGAACAAUCUUAAAAGGAUUAUCAGGUGUAGCCAAAUAAUGGGACGAAGUGAACAGGAUGAAUUAACUGCUGCUCAGAUAUUCUAUCCAUGCAUGCAGUGUGCUGACAUAUUUUUCCUCAAGGCCGACAUUUGCCAAUUGGGAAUGGAUCAGCGGAAAGUGAACGUACUUGCCAGAGAGUAUUGUGAUGACAUUAAGAGGAAGAACAAGCCCAUUAUCUUGUCACACCACAUGUUACCUGGUCUUCAGCAAGGGCAAGAAAAGAUGUCAAAAAGUGACCCAUCAUCUUCCAUUUUCAUGGAAGAUGAGGAGGCUGAAGUGAAUGUGAAAAUAAAAAAGGCUUAUUGCCCUCCCAAGACUGUGGAAGGAAACCCAUGCUUGGAGUACAUUAAAUAUCUUGUCUUACCUUGGUUUAAUGAGUUCACAGUGGAGCGUAGUGCAGAUAAUGGUGGGAAUAAGACUUUCACAAGCUUUGCUGAGCUGACUGCAGCCUAUGAAAGUGGAGAGUUACAUCCUGGUGACCUUAAACCAGCAUUGGCAAAGUCAUUGAAUAAAAUUCUGGAGCCUGUUAGGGAACACUUUAGGAAGGACAGCAAUGCUAAAGAGCUACUGAAAAGGGUCAAGGCUUACAGAGUCACCAAAUAAUAUGCUCAUUAAAGACUUCAGGCUAAUUUCUAUUCUUUGCCAAACAGUCGUUCUUUCACGUUAUGAGAUUAUACACUUCUGGACUUCUAAAAUGUGGCGGAGGUUUUCUUUAGAAUGAGUAAUGUGAUUUUUGUUUACUUAAAAUAUAGAUGUGUCUAUUUAUAUUUAUAUUUUUAUUUAUGCCAUGAAUUUUUAAUUAUCCAUAAUACAAAUACUACCGACUUGCCUAAAAAA
Molecule: messenger RNA, 1506 nt
Organism: Glycine soja
Lineage: Eukaryota; Viridiplantae; Streptophyta; Magnoliopsida; Fabales; Fabaceae
Product: tyrosine--tRNA ligase 1, cytoplasmic-like
Exons: 10
Coding region: 127-1272 (381 amino acids)
Biological process (GO): tRNA aminoacylation for protein translation
Molecular function (GO): ATP binding; tyrosine-tRNA ligase activity
Source: RefSeq, a predicted model, not a curated record